Messenger RNA from Lachnellula hyalina, 1023 nucleotides. RefSeq lists its product as uncharacterized. The transcript is spliced from 3 exons. Lineage: Eukaryota; Fungi; Ascomycota; Leotiomycetes; Helotiales; Lachnaceae. The coding region runs from base 1 to 1023 and encodes 340 amino acids. The record is from RefSeq and is a predicted model, not a curated record.
AUGGCCAUCAUUCCACAGUCUUGGGCUGGCGUUGUAUCUUUUCUAGUUUUCUUGCUUUUCGCUUUUCCAGCCGAUGCUCUUCCCAAGAAGAAGGGACAGGCAAGCACGGCUUCGACUGCUACUACCGCGACAGGCGGAGGAGCUGCGGCGGCAGCUGGUGGGAUUACGACAGCUACAGAUGGUUCUACGAUCUUGGACAAGACCGUCACUAUUAAUGGCCUCUCGAUUCGAUACAAAAUCAGUGGUCCCGCAGCUUCAUUCACGGCCGCUUCAGGAGUAACAGGUGGUGUGGCGACUGCAAAUUCUACGGGCACAGCGGGUCUCAAUGUGCUUCUUCAUGGCGAUGGAGGUCAAUCGUUCUUCGAUUUCCCAAACCAAGCCCUUCAAAACAACCUAAUGGGCGUUGUAGUCCUAGCACCAAACAAAGACCUGUUCUGGGGAGGUGGAUCUGGACUUGACCGAACGGAUGGAGUGGCACAUGCAGCAGCAGUCAACAGCCUGAUUCAAACCCAGCUGUCCCAAGAUGUUGCAUUCGACCCUGGAAAUGUCUUCUUUACAGGUGUCUCGGGCGGUUCUCUCCUCCUUUCUGGAUUCUUUAUGCCUGCUUUCGGCGCAACCUACAAGACUGGAGUGGCCUUGAAUUGCGGUGGUCUCACACCACAAGUCGACGUCGUCGAUCCCGCCAAUCUUGCCACCAUGAAAAUGCAUUUUCAAAGCACUCAAGACGAACUGGCUUUGUUACAGCCCGCUAUACCUCUUGCAAUUACAGCUUAUGAAAAAAUCGCUACGGACGCCGGACUCACGGCUUCACAAGUCGGCGCCUUGCAGACUGUUGAUAAUACGCCGAAUGGAGGAGGCCAUUGCGCAUUUGAUAACAAGGACUUUGUUUCUGGUGUACAGCUGAUGUCCACGAACUUCGCAAACAUCAUGGGAGCCAAUGCUUCUGGGGAAGUUACAGGAAUUGGAAAUGUUUUGAAGACUGUCGUUGGUAAUGAACAGGUCCCAUUUACGAGUGCUACAUAG